Sander lucioperca (pikeperch) is the source of this 1704-nucleotide messenger RNA. RefSeq names its product tripartite motif-containing protein 16-like. Lineage: Eukaryota; Metazoa; Chordata; Actinopteri; Perciformes; Percidae. The transcript has 2 exons. The record is from RefSeq and is a predicted model, not a curated record. Gene Ontology annotation, molecular function: zinc ion binding; protein binding. Bases 33 to 1676 code for a protein of 547 amino acids.
CAGACAGUUGUUGUCACUGAGCGAGAGGUGAAAUGGAGCAAAAAGGAGUUCAGCUGGACCGGGAAACCUUCUCUUGUUCCAUCUGUCUGGAUCUACUGAAGGAUCCGGUUACUACUCCCUGUGGACACAGCUACUGCAUGAACUGUAUUAAAAGCUUCUGGGAUGAAGGGGAUGAGAAGGAAACCCACAGCUGUCCUCAGUGCAGACAGAGCUUCACACCGAGGCCUGUCCUGCUGAAAAACACCAUGUUAGCAGUUUUAGUGGAGGAGCUGAAGAAGACUGGACUCCAAGCUGCUCCUGCUGAUCACUGCUAUGCUGGAGCUGAAGAUGUGGCCUGUGAUGUCUGCACCGGGAGAAAACUCAAAGCACACAAGUCCUGUCUGCAAUGUCUGGCUUCUUUCUGUGAGAAACACCUUCAGCCUCAUUAUGAAUCAGCUCCAUUAAAGAAACACAAGCUGGUGGAGCCGUCCAAAAAGCUCCAGGAGAACGUCUGCUCUCGUCAUAAUGAGGUGAUGAAGAUGUUCUGCCGUACUGAUCAGCAGCUUAUCUGUUGUCUCUGCUCUGUGGAGGAACAUAAAGGCCACGACACAGUCUCAGCUGCAGCAGAGAGAGCUGAGAGGCAGAGAGAGCUCGAGGGGAGUCGACAAAACAUCCAGCAGAGAAUCCAGGACAGAGAGAAAGAUGUGAAGCUGCUUCAACAGCAGGCGGAGGCCAUCGAUCUCUCUGCUGAUAAAGCAGUGGAGGACAGCGAGAAGAUCUUCACUGAGCUGAUCCGUCUCCUGGAGAAAAGAAGCUCUGAUGUGAAGCAGCAGGUCAGAUCUCAGCAGAAAAGAGAAGUGAGUCGAGUCAAAGAGCUUCAGGAGAAGCUGGAGCAGGAGAUCACUGAGCUGAAGAGGAAAGACGCUGAGCUGAAGAAGCUCUCACACACAGAGGAUCACAACCAGUUUCUACACAACUACCCCUCACUGUCACCACUCAGCCAAUCUACAUCCAGCAUCCAUAUCUGUCCUCUGAGCUGCUUUGAGGACGUGACAGCAGCCGUGUCAGAAAUCAGAGAUAAACUACAGGACGUUCUGAGAGAGAAGUGGACAAACCCCAAGACCAGAGCUGGAUUCUUAAAAUAUUCACGUGAAAUCACACUAGAUCCAAACACAGCACACACACAGCUGUUAUUAUCUGAGGGGAACAGGAAAGCAACAUUCAUGUGUCAAAAACAGUCUUAUUCUAGUCACCCAGACAGAUUCACUAAAUGGGUUCAGGUCCUGAGUAGAGAGAGUCUGACUGGACGUUGUUACUGGGAGGUGGAGAGGAGAGGAGGAGUUUAUGUAGCAGUCGCAUACAAGAAUAUCAGCAGAACAGGGAGCUGGUUUGGAGGAGGGGGGUCGAAUGAAUGUAGAUUUGGACACAAUAACAAAUCUUGGGCUGUAUAUUGUUUCACCAACAGUUCUACAUUUUGGUCCAACAAUGUCCAAACUCCCGUCUCAGGUCCUGAGUCCUCCAGAGUAGGAGUGUACCUGGAUCACAGUGCAGGUAUUCUGUCCUUCUACAGCGUCUCUGAAACCAUGACUCUCCUCCACAGAGUCCAGACCACAUUCACUCAGCCGCUCUAUGCUGGACUUCAGGUUUAUCAUUGUCCUGGAGACUCUGCUGAGUUGUGUAAACUGAAACAGACAUAAGUCAUUUAAGGGUUAAAUUCUGUGUUGU